AUGAGUCAAUGGACUGACAUGGAGACUGAAGACUCUGCAGUUUCUACUAAAAGUCAAAACCCUUUGCAGCAACAACGUAAUAACAGACAGGAGAGAAAAAAUUAUUCACAAGUAUACAGCAAUAAAUUUUUUCCAAAUGCUCGUUAUCAAUUCGUUGAUUUUCUCGGAGGGGUUGAUUACACCUUCUCACAAGAUAAAGGAGUAGUCUUUAAUCGAGUUAUAUCGUUCUUUCGCGAUAUCACAAAUACCAUAGAAUUAACCAAGGGAAUUAUACAUUUCAAGCUUGCCGUUGAACAAAACCUCAAUGGAUUUGGCGUGAGAAUCAUCGAGGCCGAAAAGUCGUUGAAACCUCCCAGAAAAACUCUAAACUGUAUUUCUUGUGAUGUCGAAUCCGAGACAAAUAAAGCUUCGAUGUUGGAUUAUCCACCAACCGUAAAGGAAGACAUGAAACUUCACAAUAUUUGGAUUGAUGCUAAAGCGAGAUCGAUGUUCAUUAUAACACCUAUUCGUCACGUAGAAAGACUAUCUGAAUGCACAGAUGAAGAAGUGUUCUCAAUGUUUUCUCUCGCCAUCCAAAUUCUUUAUGAAGAGAUGAGGGCUUCAGACGCACCAUGGAGACAGUUGAGGUUUGAAAGGAUGGUUUUGAAUCAUGGAAACUCGAGAAAUGUAGAACAUUUACACUUAAAAAUUAGAGUACCCCCCGAUGAUUUUGAAUAUUACAUGAAUCAUGGAUGGAACGAUGCAAAGAAACAAAAAUACUCGAUUUUAGCAAGUGGUCUAUAUAAGAGGGAUGAAAGAUUGAAAAAAAUAUGUUAG
Molecule: messenger RNA, 816 nt
Organism: Acaulospora morrowiae
Lineage: Eukaryota; Fungi; Glomeromycota; Glomeromycetes; Diversisporales; Acaulosporaceae
Source: the annotation of a GenBank genome assembly